CAGGAAGCGGAGUGCACGGCUUUCUUCCCACAAUGCUCCGGAGAGGCUGACAAAUGGAUCCAAGAUGGCGUAGAAAGUAAUGCUAGUCAUGGCAGACAGGAGGCCAGAGAAGUCAUGUGAACAAGCAUGUGAAUCGUUGCGAAGGCAGGAGUACGAGGCGGUGGUGAAGCACUGCACGGAGGCACUGCUGUCCCUCAGCCACUGCCCCCCCAGCCCCAGCGCAGUGUCCCAGCAGGGCAGUGACUUCGUCAGGAACAGGGUCCUGCUCUACAGAAUCGCAGCGCUUUUGCAACUUAAAAAUUAUGAACAGGCAGAUGAAGAUUGUAAGCAUGUGUUGGCAGUGGAGCUGGCUAGGGGGGAAGGCUUGUUCCCUGCAGUGCUUCGCUGCAUGCUCAUGGAAGGAAGUCUCCAAGAAAUAUCCAGUAUUUUAUCCAGGUCGCUUCUGGGGGAACCUUUGAAUGGGAUGGUGACGAAUGAUCUGACCAGGCUCAGAAUGCUGCUGUCUGAAAUAGAAAUGGCAACCAGCACAAUGGGCUCGGGAUAUGUGGAGGAUAAUGAGGAAGAUGUCCAGGAGGGCUGGCAGUUUCGCCCUCCUCCGCGGGGAGUCACCAGCAGCGAGGAGUACACAAUCUGUAAAAGGUAUUUGGAACAGGGCAUUUGCAGAUAUGGGGCUCAGUGUACGUCUGCACAUUCUCAGGAAGAGCUCACAGAAUGGCAGAAGAGGUAUGCCUCCCGCCUCAUCAGCUUGAAACAGCAGCAAGAGAGCGCGCAGUCCGCUGGGAGCUACAUGGAAGCCCUCAUUGAGAAAUGGAUGAACUCCUUAUCGCCAGAGAAAGUGCUUAGUGAUUAUUUGGAAGGGGUGAGUGUGGAGCACAGUCCUGAUCUCUUGGUCACAGUCACCACCAAGAAAUCGUCCCAGUCCUGGACCUUCUCACUCUUCUGUAAGCCUGCAAGAAUGCUGUACAGAAUGGCUCUCCUGUAUGAUGCCCACCGGCCCCACUUUUCCAUCGGUGCUGUUUCUGCUGGAGACGGUGCUAACCAGAUUGUGCAGGAAGUGCCAGACAACUGCCAGGAGUGGGUUGGAGGCAGCAUCGCGCAGAAUGGACUGGACCAUUGUGUUUAUGAAGUAGUCGUCCGGUUUAGCACAGAGAUCUUCGGGACCUUCCGGCAAACUAUAGUCUUUGACUUUGGCUUCGAGCCUGUGCUGAUGCAGAGAGUUAUGGUUGAUGCUGCUUCAAUAGAAGAUCUUGAACAUUUGAUGCAAGCAAGGCAGCAGCUGCUCAUCACUGCGAAACGCUGGGAUUCUUCCUGCAAGACGAUCGUGGAGUUUGAGCCGAAUGAAACCGCUGACCUGGAGCGCAGCCUCCUGAGCCGAUAUCAGAUCCCACUGUCUGCUGACCAGCUCUUCACCCAGUCUGUGCUGGACAAGAGCCUGACCAAGGAGAACUACCAAGCACGCCUGCACGACCUGCUGUACAUCGAGGAGAUCGCUCAGUACAAGGAAGUCAGCAAGUUCAACAUCAAGGUGAAUUUGCAGCUUGUGGCAAGCUUCAUGCUGACGGGUGUCUCUGGAGGAGCCAAGUACGCCCAGAAUGGACAGCUGUUUGGUCGCUUCAAGCUCACUGAGACACUUUCUGAAGACACUUUGGCUGGCCGAUUGGUGAUGACCAAAGUCAACUCUGUUUUGUUACUGCCGCUCACUAAAGAAAAAUUGGCACAGGCGCCAGGAACCAAAGAGAAGGUUUAUGAAGCUGCGAUUGAGGACAAAACGAAGGACUUCAUCUUCCUCCGAGUGUGUAAGGACUGCUGUGAGGAGCUGAAGCUGCGGCCAGACCGGGAGCUGCAGGUGGAGCUUCAGUUCCAGCUGAACCGCGCUCCUCUCUGUGAAAUGCAUUAUGCGCUGGACAGGAUCAAGGACAACAGCAUCAUGUUUCCAAAUGCAAGCUUGACGCCCACCAUCCCCUGGAGCCCCAACAGGCAGUGGGAUGAGCAGCUGGACCCCCGGCUCAAUGCGAAGCAGAAGGAGGCCAUCCUGGCCAUCACCACCCCCCUGAACUUCCAGCUGCCCCCUGUGCUCAUCAUCGGGCCCUACGGGACGGGGAAGACGUUCGCUCUGGCCCAGGCAGUCAAGCAUAUUCUCAAGCAGCAGGACUCCAAAGUUCUUAUUUGCACCCAUUCAAACAGUGCUGCUGACCUGUACAUAAAGGAUUACCUUCACCCACAUGUAGAAGCUGGCAAUCCACACGCCAGACCUCUCAGGGUAUAUUUCAGAAACCGAUGGGUUAAGACAGUCCACCCCAUAGUCCAGCAGUACUGUUUAAUAUCAAGCACGCAAUACGCUUUCCAGAUGCCACAGAAAGAAGACAUAGUAAAGCACCGGGUGGUUGUCGUCACUUUGAGCACUCUUGGAGAACUGUUAUUCACAGAACUUGAAACGCCAGGUAUCUUUACACACAUUCUGUUAGAUGAAGCUGCUCAAGCCAUGGAGUGCGAGACCAUCAUGCCAUUUGCGCUUGCCAGUAACAGCACGAGAAUCGUGUUGGCAGGAGACCACAUGCAGCUUAGUCCCUUUGUGUACAGUGAAUUCGCCAGAGAGAGGAACCUUCAUGUGUCGUUGCUGGACCGGCUGUAUGAGCAUUACCCUGCCGAAUACCCCUGCAGAAUACUGCUGUGUGAGAAUUAUCGCUCCCAUGAAGCUAUCAUCAAUUACACGUCUGAACUGUUCUACGAUGGGAAGCUGAUGGCCAGUGGUAAACAGCCUGCACAUAAAGACUUCUACCCGCUAACGUUCUUCACAGCAAGAGGAGAGGACGUGCAGGAGAAGAACAGCACUGCCUACUACAACAACGCAGAGGUGUUCGAGAUAGUGGAGAGAGUGGAGGAGCUGCGGAAGAAGUGGCCGGUAGCCUGGGGUAAACUGGAUGAGGGGAGCAUCGGUGUGGUCACUCCAUACGCAGACCAGGUGUUCCGGAUUCGGGCAGAACUGCGCAAGAAGAGAAUGUCCGACGUCAGCGUUGAACGAGUGUUGAAUGUUCAGGGAAAGCAAUUCCGAGUGCUGUUCCUCAGCACGGUGAGGACGAGGCACACCUGCAAACACAAGCAGACGGCAAUAAAGAGGAAAGAGCAGAUGGUCGAGGACUCCACGGAGGACCUGGACUAUGGCUUCCUGUCCAACUACAAGCUGUUGAACACUGCGAUCACAAGGUCCCAGUCCCUGGUGGCUGUGGUGGGAGAUCCCAUUGCCCUCUGCUCUGUUGGGAGAUGCAGGAAGUUCUGGGAGCAGUUCAUUGAGAUCUGUCAUGAGAACAACAGCCUCCACGGCAUCACAUUUGAGCAGAUCAAGGCUCAGCUGGAGGCGCUGGAGCUGAAGAAGACCUACGUCCUCAACCCCCUGGCUCCGGAGUUCAUCCCCAGGGCUCUGAGGCAGCAGCACCACCCUGCAACCUCCAACAAGCAGCAGCAGUCUCCACCAAAGGGUAAAGGCCAGCACCAGAAUCCGAGUGAAACAUUUCCAGCGGAAGGAUUUGUUCAGCCCAAUCCAUCUGUUUUGAUUGGAAACCCAAUCCGAGCAUUCACCCCUCCCCUCGGGACUCACCCUACCCUGGGAAAAUCACCCAGCCCAGUCCAGAGGAUAGACCCCCACACUGGGGCGAGCAUCCUCUACGUGCCAGCUGUCUAUGGAGGAAACAUGGUCAUGUCGAUGCCUUUGUCUGUUCCCUGGCCGGGGUACCAGGGCAGGUUUGCAGUGGACCCUCGUCUCAUGACUCACCAGGCUGCCAUGGCGUACAACAUGAACCUGCUGCAAGCCCACAGCCGUGGAUCCCCCAUCCCCUUCGGAGGGAGCCACCCCUCCCCGAUCGGGAUGAGCCAGCAGGAGAAGGAGCAGGAAGAGCAGAGCAGGAACGGUAAAAUGGAUGGAAAACCUGAGCAAAACAGGCUGCACACCCCAGACAGGAAAGCCCCUGAUUCCAAAGAAAAACAGGUGGAACCUGAGGCUGGACAUAGCAGAAGCCCUGACCCCCAAGCAAGCCUAAAUUUACCAAAUGCCAGACUCCACAGGAAAGAAAACCCAGCCCAGAGGCCGCUUAACUUCCACCUGGCUCCCCCCAACCCCCCUUUCCCCCCUCACACCUCCAGUCGGCAGUUCCCACACCAGUACCCUGUCCCCCGGCCCCCGUUCAGAGUCCACCAGCAGCAGCAGCAGGCCCCUCAGAAUCACUUGCCCCUGCAACCUGGCCAGGUGCACCAGCUGCCCCAGCAGCAUUCAUCCCAGCUCUCUCCAGCCUUCCAGGCCGGUCACAAACCCCCCUUCUUCAACCCCCUCCCUCACCGGGGCUUGCACUCCCCGAACCUUGAGGCCAUGGCUCCGGAGCAGCCCGCCAUGGUGCCGGAGGAGAUGAAUAAUGCGGUGAGGCCCGUUCCACAGCUCAGCGCACCACAGCCGCCGCCAGCUCAGCCCAGCCGGCUCAACAGCUUCAUGGAAGAAAACUCUGAGGCGGCAGCCCUGGGAGAAGCGCUAGACAUGCAGGGGGUCGGCACGCUGGAAGCUCUGAGUCAGCAGACGAGACUGCACCAGUGGAAUGAACACAAUCACUUUCUGCAGAGCAACAUGGCCUUCCCUCUGCAUCAGCAGCUGGCUCAUCCCCUAGCCCAGCAGGCCCUGCGCUUCCCCCAGCAGCUCAUCAGAGGCAACUGGAGGCUGGGCAACAAUGCAGAGGAGGAGCCUGGGCCAGGAUACCCCAGGUACCCCGGUCUGCUCAGAGAGGUUCCUCCUUCGGAGCAGGGUGAGCCACGGGACCUGCCGGAGAUGCCCCCUCCCCAGUCUCGCUUGCUGCAGUACAGGCAGGUCCAGCAGGUCCAGCCCCGCAACCCUGGAACCCUCCCCUCCCCUUCGUCCAACUCAAAUCACACCGGCCACUUCCCAGGCCCCUACGGAGACACCAACCGGGAGCUUGAGAUGAUCAACAGCCAAGCUUUUCAGCAGCACCAAGCCCAGGUGUUCAACCCUGCCUUCCCCGUGGCGGCCGGACACACCACCCCUCCUCCAGUGAAGUACCUGCUCCCUGAGGCUCAGUGGCCGCACCCUGGCCUGCAGCAGAACCACAUGCUGGGGCAGGGCUUCCACUACGGCAUGCAGCAGUUAGCCCACAGACAGGAGCAGGUCCACCUGAUGCAGAUGCACCAUCACCACCAGCAGCAGCAGCAGCACCAUCAGCAUACUCAGCAUCACCAACAGCAGGCCAGCAAUCGGGAAUCAUUUCACCUGCUCUCACCCCGAACAGCUUCUUCACUUCACAACAUAGAAGAGUAUGAACCUAGAGGACCAGGCAGGCCACUGUACCAAAGAAGGAUCUCUUCUAGUUCUGUGCAGGCGUUCCCUGAAGAUUCAGGCGCUGCUCCAGGUGGCCUCGGUCAGUGUAAGGAGCUUCUGGACCAUCAUAGCCAUCUCUCAUACAACUACCCAUCCCCAGAGCUGUGGGCCAGCGCCAACUCCUCUGUGCCAUUUCAGAACAUUCCAUGCAAUGGAGCCAGCAGAGUAGUUCCGCACAGGGACCUUUUAGCUUCAAAGGUAGUCCGUUCUGCAGAGGAGCACAUGAAGGCUGAAGGUGUGCAGCAGCUGUCGAGUUCGUUCAAUUACACCACGCUGCAGCACCUCGGCCAGUUCCCCCCGCUCAUGCCCAGCAAGCAGCCAAGUCCUGAACCGUGCAGCAGCGCCAGCGGGCUGCAGAACCCUGGCAUGGGCAAACCCCCCACCAUGUCGUAUGCUAGCGCCCUGCGGGCACCCCCCAAACCAAGACCCCUGCCCGAGCAGACGAAAAAGAGCAGUGAUCCCCUGGCCCUGUUACAGGAGCUCAGCAUAGGCAGCUCAACAGGUAGCAAUGGAUAUUAUUCUUAUUUCAAAUAAAUACAAAUAAAUAUAAAAAAAAGAAAAAAAA
This is a messenger RNA of Polyodon spathula (Mississippi paddlefish), 5936 nucleotides long. RefSeq names its product probable helicase with zinc finger domain. The transcript has 32 exons. Bases 80 to 5905 code for a protein of 1941 amino acids. Gene Ontology annotation, cellular component: P granule; cytosol. The record is from RefSeq and is a predicted model, not a curated record. Gene Ontology annotation, molecular function: helicase activity; metal ion binding. NCBI's taxonomy places the organism in Eukaryota, Metazoa, Chordata, Actinopteri, Acipenseriformes, Polyodontidae. Gene Ontology annotation, biological process: regulatory ncRNA-mediated post-transcriptional gene silencing.